Messenger RNA from Triplophysa dalaica, 2038 nucleotides. Its product is annotated as glutamine synthetase-like. Lineage: Eukaryota; Metazoa; Chordata; Actinopteri; Cypriniformes; Nemacheilidae. The record is from RefSeq and is a predicted model, not a curated record. Gene Ontology annotation, cellular component: cytoplasm. Gene Ontology annotation, molecular function: glutamine synthetase activity. Bases 64 to 1179 code for a protein of 371 amino acids. The transcript has 7 exons.
AGUCAUACACAAGAGGGACAGAACCGGCUGCAGUCUUCUAACACGGUCUGAUCCAGCACAAACAUGAGCACUUCAGUGAGCUGUAAACUGAAUAAACAUGUGAAGCAUCAGUACAUGGAUCUGUGUCAGCAUGAUCAAGUUCAGCUGAUGUACAUCUGGAUCGAUGGAAGUGGAGAAGGAUUGAGAUGUAAGAGCAGAACUAUGGAUUCUCAACCCAAAACCAUCGAAGAACUCCCCGAGUGGAACUUCGACGGCUCGAGCACAUAUCAGUCUGAAGGAUCUAACAGCGACAUGUACCUGAUUCCUCGAGCCAUGUUCAGAGAUCCCUUCAGAAAAGAUCCCAACAAACUGGUGCUGUGUGAUGUUCUCAAAUACAACCGCAAGCCUGCAGAAACCAAUUUGCGUCACACGUGUGUGAAGGUGAUGGACAUGGUGCGGGAUCAGCACCCGUGGUUCGGAAUGGAGCAGGAGUACACUCUUCUGGGCAUGGACGGUCGUCCGUUUGGAUGGCCCUCCAACGGUUUCCCCGGCGCUCAAGGGCCGUAUUACUGUGGCGUGGGAGCUGAUAAAGCUUACGGUCGAGACAUCGUGGAGGCACAUUAUAAAGCCUGUCUGUACGCUGGAGUGAAAAUCUGCGGCACCAACGCUGAAGUCAUGCCCUCACAGUGGGAAUAUCAAGUCGGUCCGUGUGAAGGCAUUGUGAUGGGAGAUCACCUGUGGAUUUCACGCUUCAUCCUCCACAGAGUAUGUGAAGACUUUGGUAUCGUGGCCUCUUUAGACCCCAAACCCAUGACGGGCAACUGGAACGGAGCUGGCUGUCACACCAACUUCAGUACCAAAGACAUGCGAGAGGAAGGAGGAUUGAAACACAUUGAGGCAUCCAUCGAGAGGCUGUCCAAGAGACACAAGUACCACAUCCGUGUCUACGAUCCUAAAGGAGGUCUGGAUAAUGUCAGACGCCUGACCGGCCAUCACGAGACUGCAAGCAUCAAUGAUUUCUCUGCUGGCGUGGCUAACCGUGGCGCUAGCAUCCGAAUCCCACGCCCUGUAGGUCAAGAAAAGAAGGGGUACUUUGAAGACCGUCGUCCUGCUGCCAACUGCGAUCCGUACGCUGUCACUGAAGCUCUCGUACGCACGUGUCUGCUUAAAGAAGACGGUGAAGAGCCUGUGGAAAAGUGAUUUCUUACGGCACAAAUGAGCAAAGGUGGUAGAAAUAAAUCUACAUUGUUUCUCAUUUUGAGUGAUCUGGUGUUAAUGGCUUUUUUACUAAAUAUACUCUCCUAUGAAACCAGAAGUCAUGACUGGUUUUUAUUCACCUCUGUGUGCUCAUAAAAGUUUCUAAGUAUUUUCUCAUUGAUAUUUGCAUUUUCAUAGUAAAAUAUCUCCCAAGCGUGUCAACAAUUUUGACCAGGGUGUAUAAGAGAAGUGUUUAAAUUUAAUGAAAUGUUUGACUAUUGUAGAUUUUUUUUUAUAAUAAUAGAUCAAAAGAUGAAACUGCACAAAUGUAUUUUUUACAGCCUUUGCUUGUAUUUAUCAAGGGUGCCAUAAAUCAUGGAGGGCACUGUAUAUAUAUUCAUUUUCUUCCAUGCUGUUAAUGUCAAUGUGUUUGAUGGACAAUGAACAGUGACGCAAUAAAAAUUGUUAGCAUCCUUAGAAAUCCCUUUGGAUAAGAGUCUGCUAAAUGUAUGUGCGCUGUCCUGUAGCUCAGUGGUAAGAGCAUUGUUAACAACGCAAGGCUGUGUGUUUGAUCCAGCACAUACCCAUGUAUAGGAUAAUGCAAGUCGAAAGCGUCUGCCACAUGCAUAAAUGUAAUAAGUUUGUGUAAGGGCUGUAAUUGUGUGUGUGUGAUCACUAUAGAAAGUUGUGACUUAACCAAAUCAUCUCUGCUGCACUGCUGCAUUUCUCCAGGUGCUUAAUAUGUUAAUGUAGUGCUUACUUCUAUUUCUGCUGCUAUGGCAUUCCUGUGCUAUCUUGGUUGAAGUUUAACACAAAAUACAAUAAAGCUAAAAAAACAGAUCCACCUAUAAAGUAAUAUAAA